GCUCAAUACGCUAUAAGACGAUCUUAAGAAUGAAUACCGACAUAUGAAUACUGGCUUUAUGACUGCUUGCGAGGAGCAGCGAGGAGUCCGCUGGGAGCAAAGAACAUCCAUGGCACGCAUAGUAAUGCGGAGUAAAAAGGUGGGGAGAGGGUCAAUCAGUGGAUGACGGAGCAGAUUAUUUCAAGUCCGUGACAGUUGGAAAACUAAAGAAAUUUGUAAUAGUCAAUCCCGCCAGAUCCCGCGCUGGAGACUUUCGCGGAACACAGUGGGACGGGGUGUUCCUCACUCAAGAGGUUAGCCCAGUGCGAUGAUCUUGGGUCCUGAUUCGUGUGACGUCAACUAUCUCGUAACCGAAUAUUAGCGGACUCGAGAAGCGAUGGCGACAGGUAAGCGACGUAGCAUCCACACGUCGUCCGGAAAUGCUGGUGCGUCCGGUUACGCCGGUAGCGGGCCACGCUCGACCAGCCGGAUGAACUUCCGGCCGAGCAACGCGCAGCAGGAGGACCGUGGUGGCACCCGACCGACCGCGGCGCCGAGCUCGAUCGGUCUCAUCCUGGUCACCAUGCUACUGCAUGUAUGCAAAAAGUCGCUGCUGUUCGACACCGGGCUCAAAGUGGCUCUCUACUGCGGCACAAUAUUCAUGGUCUCCUUGAUCGCCGACUUCGUCACGAUGCCGCGCACUUACUUCUCUAGGUCCGAUAACGCCCUGAAUCAGUACUUCGUCAAGUGGGGCUGGGGCUGGCUGCUGUCCGUGAUCGUGCCCUGGAUCGUCCUGUCGGCGCACACGCUAGGCUGUGGCCGUCGACCGGUCCUGGUGAGGCAUGUGGCCCGCAUCGUACUUGCUACUGUUGCUUGGUUCGUCUGGACGAAGCUGUUCAAUUACAUUGAGACUACCUAUGGCAGAUGCCUAGGCACCCGCGACAUUCAAAUGCAGUCUAAAGCCAAGUGUCUUCAGUCAGGUAGAUUUUGGAGCGGUCUCGACAUAUCCGGACAUACAUUCAUCCUCAUCUACUCAAGUCUUAUCCUCGCUGAGGAAGCCUCUUCCUUCGUGGGAUGGGAAGGUAUCAAGGAUCUGAUAAUGCGGGAGGAGCACACGCGAUCUGUGCCGAACGAAACUAGCACCGGUCCAUUGCGAAAUCUCUCUAAUGGCGAUCUGGAGUUCCUGAAGAAGGCGCACCGGGCACUCACGCCGUAUUUACGUGGCCUUUUCGUGGCGAUGACGUUGCAACAACUGCUGUGGGACAUGAUGCUAGUGUCGACGAUGCUCUACUAUCACAUCAUGAUUGAGAAAUUCUUGGGUGGUAUAGCUGCAGUCAUCACAUGGUACGUCACGUACCGAUGGUGGUACAAACUACCAAGAAUCGGCCUGCCGGCACCUGGCGACGGCCUCUUCAAGUACAACGAGAUAAAGACGAGUCCAGAGGUCAGCGCCAGGGCCAGACGCAGUACAUUGAAUGGCGUCAAUCAGCCGAGGUUCAUGGGAAUGCCGAUUAGAACACAGGAGACCACAGAACCAAAUCUAUCACACAGGCAAACGGAUUUCGACGUACCUAUCUAAAGAGGGUAGAACUGUAUCACCCUCGACGAACUGAUCGCUCUUACGUCGGGACUCUUGUUCUCUUGGUACUUAAACGUUUGAUGGUCGCAUGGGAUAGAUCAUCUUUUACACAGGGACUGAAUUAAUAUCCGGAUAACACUUGCAAUGCCUUAUAUUUAUGAAAUUGCCACUUUUUGAUACUUCAAUUGAAACCUUGUACUGAAGUAAUUAGUAUGAGUAAUCAAGAUGUAAAAUAGCAUAUUUAAUAUAUAUGAUAUUUAAACAAGUAUCCGGAUAUAUGGCUCCCUUAUGUUUGAGUACAAAGGUUUGAACAUAAGAACUGUACAAAAAUAUGUAAAUUGUCUGAAGGAUACGUAUGGAUGCCUUCCUUUGAUUUUUUUAUAUGUAAAUAAUUUUAGAUACUUGCAUGUGCAAUGGGAUAUCUUCGAUUUAGGGCAUCCCGGGUAAUCAGGUUCGUCUAAACAAAGCAAUUGCGUACUUUUAAGUUAUUUAUAAUUUAUCUAUGUUUUUAAAUUAUUUAUAACUUAUAGGAUAAUAAUAAAUAGGAGUAUGUACCUGUUUUUUCGGUUUUGCUGGAUUGUUGUUAAGAAGAAAGACACAUUUAUUUGAUCUAUUUAAAGUUUAAAGUCAGUGUCUUCGGUAACACUCUUCUGAAUUUUGUUUUGUUACUUAUAUUUAAUAAAGACUGUUGUUAACAAAG
Solenopsis invicta (red fire ant) is the source of this 2258-nucleotide messenger RNA. RefSeq names its product fat storage-inducing transmembrane protein (gene Fitm). The coding region runs from base 377 to 1558 and encodes 393 amino acids. The transcript has a single exon. Gene Ontology annotation, biological process: lipid droplet organization; lipid storage; phospholipid biosynthetic process. The record is from RefSeq and is a predicted model, not a curated record. NCBI's taxonomy places the organism in Eukaryota, Metazoa, Arthropoda, Insecta, Hymenoptera, Formicidae. Gene Ontology annotation, cellular component: endoplasmic reticulum membrane.